This is a messenger RNA of Iphiclides podalirius (scarce swallowtail), 891 nucleotides long. Lineage: Eukaryota; Metazoa; Arthropoda; Insecta; Lepidoptera; Papilionidae. The record is from the annotation of a GenBank genome assembly.
AUGAGCGAAGUCGAAACGCGCCAAAUAGGAUUUUCCGUAACAAAGCUCAUGCGCACCGGAAAGUCUUACGUUUAUUUCGCGCCAUCCGCUGCCUCGACCAACCGAAAUUUGCCGCCUAAAAUCCUACGACCAAUCAAACGAGUGGCCGCCAUUUUCCACCAAUGGGCGUCGAUCCCGCGUUCUCGCCAUCGCGUCAUUGUCAUAUCUCGAAAAUUAGUACAGCAGUGCAGUGAACCCCGACGGUUAAUUGACGAUUUUUCCGUGAAUUUUACAAUAUUUAUCAAAAGGCGAAGAGCGUCGCGAAUGCGAUCGGGAAGUGCGUUCGGCCUGUGUUCGGCUGUGCAAUUGGACUCCGUUUCGAAGAUGUCUGCUUUGAGUGUGAGGGCACCGGGCCUGCAGGCGACAACGGUCUUGGACACCAGGUCGCUCAGAGUGCGCGGCGUCACCGCGCUAGACGGUGUCCGGAGGAAUCUCUUCGGUUGCACCGACAGGGAGGAGAACAGAAGAUUCGUCGAGAGGGAAUUGGCAAGACAGCUGGAACUGGACAGCCAAAGAUGGGGUUUCGAUUUCUCCAACGAGAAACCACUGCCGGGAGCGCAGAGAUUCGCAUGGCAACUGGUGCCCGCGUCAACAGUGCCAGCGGCUCUCAGAAGAUCGCCGAUAACCAUAAGCGCACCGAAACCAAGUACACCAUCACAAGAGACGCAGGUAUCGAGUCCGGAGAGCAGCAAAACGCAAAAAAGAAUAACAGACUUCCUGAAGCCGCGCAAGAGACUCGCCGGCAGCGGGAAGAAGUCGCCCUCCGUCCACAAGCACGAGUGCGGCCACGGGGCCCACAUACGCCCGCCGAAGGUGGCGCGCCUAACCCAGACCCACUUCAAGCGCCCCAGC